Molecule: messenger RNA, 2855 nt
Organism: Pangasianodon hypophthalmus (striped catfish)
Lineage: Eukaryota; Metazoa; Chordata; Actinopteri; Siluriformes; Pangasiidae
Product: NLR family CARD domain-containing protein 3-like
Exons: 6
Coding region: 1236-2855 (539 amino acids)
Source: RefSeq, a predicted model, not a curated record
CCAUUCCACUUUCCCCUACUUUUAAAACAUGUCUCCCGACAACUUAUACAGGCUUGGAUCAAAAAAAGCAUCUGACUUUAUCUCACUGGAAUAUUUAUGGAGUGUGAUGGACCACUACAGUUUUCCCCAAAACGUCACUCAUAUUCAUCUUUGUGUUGAUUGGUUGAAGUGUUGACAGUGGGCGGGGCAUGAACAUACACAGGCGCAGUCACGUGGGCUUCAGAUUAGUUAGUUAAUUGUCUCAAUGUCUUAAUGUCUUAAUUGUCAGAGAAAAUGCUGCAAUAACCUGAAAACACAAUGGAAAUGGUUUACAACAAAAUGGAAAAGUUUCAGAAGAAUGCAUGAAAAAAGCAGAACUUCUAAGCUAAGAAUUAUCACAUUAGCUAAGUUAUUCAUCUGACCAGUGUGUUUAUCUUAGCCUUCUUCAUUACUUUUAUUCUAAGUAACAUUAAUCAUUCACAUAAAAACUACUUACACAGUAAUCCUGACUAAGAUCAGGAUACUCGUUCUCAUUAAGAUAAAACCAGAUAAAAAAUAUUUUACUGUAAAAACUUAAGUAAACUUAUGCAGCUUAUGAGUUCUGCUUGUUUUUCUAAUUUCUUUUUUAAAUUCUUUUUGUAAUUUGUCUUUUUAAAUCGAGGUUUUAUAUCUGCUGAGUAUUUCCAGUACUUCCUGUUAUUUUACAUUUUUUAUGUUUAUGACAGUUACAUGUGCGCAAUUUAAUGAAGCCACGAGAUACUAAAUCAAGGUCAUGAAAUCAUAAUGUCUGUGAUGUAGGAGGUUUUACAACCCUUUUAAUUCUCUAUUCUCUGUAUUUGCAGGUGUUUUCAAUAUUUGCUGCUGUUUCCAGAAAUUGUAUAUCAAGGACUUCAAAUAAAUCUGCAAAUGAAUCCUGAUUACAAAACUUGUAAAAGUAUAAACCAGGUAGACAGUAUCAGUGAAAGUAAAACUCAGCAGCUCCAUUUUGUGUCGAGGGGAAAAUAAACCAUUUCAGGAGUAAAAACACAGUGAGUAUCUAAAUGUAAAGCUAUAAUAUAUAAACACACUGAAGUGACACUAGAUGCAGAAGAGUUUUGUGGGUUUGUACUGAAGGUUUAAUGUACACAGGUUGUUUUAGGACUUGAUACCGUGACUAUUUCCUGUAAAUGAACUCUGUGCUGAUACAGGGUUUGAUUUAACACACCGAUGUUGGAGUGAAGUAAACGUGUGUCCUGCUGUAAUCUGGAGAAGGAGACAUGACCUCCAACAUGAGUGUGUCUGGAAAACAGGACUUAAAGAAAGACGAGAGAGUGAUGGAGGGAAAGAGAUCAGACUCACCAGAACCCAGCUGUGUGUCCAUGAAGAGUGACGCGUCAAUGGAAGAACCAAAUACCUACAGAGACAGUCCUACUGAUGUGAGACCACAAAAGAAGAAAUCAAACAUCAGCACAAAUCAUUUGGAGUCCAUAUUCAAGAAGCUGGAACACAAAGUCAUCACUCUGAUAAAGAAUGAGCUGAAGAGGUUUAGGAAGCUCCUGAGUCCAGAUUACCCAGCAUGCACUGAGAGGGAGGUGGAGGAUGAGGAGGAUCUGCACAGUGUCAGAGAGGGAGCGCUGAAGAUCACACUGCACGUCCUGAAGAACAUGAACCACACAGAUCUCGCUAACACACUGCACAACAAGUCUGUGGCCUCUGUGUAUCAACCAAAGUUGAAAUCCAACCUGAGAGAGAAGUUUAAAAGAAUUAAUGAAGGAAUCUCACAGCAUGGAAGCUCAGCACUUCUGGAUGAGAUCUACACAGAGCUCUACAUCACAGAGGGUUGGAGUGGAGACGUCAAUAAUGAACAUGAGGUGAGACAGAUUGAGACAGCAUCCAGGAGACCAGCAACACAGGAGACACCCAUCAAAUGUAAUGACCUCUUUAAAGACAAGUCCAUCAGAACUGUGCUGACUAAAGGAGUUGCUGGAAUUGGAAAAACAGUCUCUGUGCAGAAGUUCAUUCUGGACUGGGCAGAAGGAAAAGCAAAUCAGGACGUUACCUUAACGUUUUCCCUUCCCUUUAGAGAGCUGAAUUUGAUGAAGCAGCAAAAUCUCAGUCUGAUGAAUCUUCUUCAUCACUUUUUCCCAGAAAUGAGAAAACUAGAAUUAAUAGACUGCGACUCCUACAAAGUGGUGUUGAUCUUUGAUGGUCUGGAUGAGUGUCGACUUCCUCUAAAUUUCCAGAACAAUGAAAGAUUGUGUGAUGUGACAGAGUCAGCCUCAGUGGAUGUGCUGCUGACAAACCUCAUCAAGGGGAAUCUGCUUCCCUCUGCUCUCCUCUGGAUAACCUCUCGACCAGGAGCAGCCAGUCAGAUCCCUCCUGAGUGUGUAGACCAGAUAACAGAGGUACGAGGGUUCAGUGAUCCUCACAAAGAGGAGUACUUCAGGAAGAGGAUAAAUAAUCAGAGACUUGCCAAUAAAAUCAUCAGACACAUGAAGUCUUCAAGAAGCCACUACAUCAUGUGCCACAUCCCAGUCUUCUGCUGGAUUUCAGCCACUGUUCUAGAGAGAAUGUUAGGUGAAGCAGAGAGUGGAGAGAUCCCCAAGACACUGACUCAAAUGUUCACACACUUUCUGAUCUUUCAGAUCAAAAACAUGGACCAAAAGUACUAUCAGAAAUGUGACCCUGAUCCUCUGCAGACCAGAGAGAGUAUCCUGGCACUGGGAAAACUGGCUUUCCACCAGCUGAAGAAAGGAAAUCUGAUCUUCUAUGAGGAAGACCUGAGAGAGUGUGGCAUUGAUGUCAGAGAAGUGUCCGUGUACUCAGGAGUUGUACCCAAAUCUUCAGAGAGGAGUUUGGGCUUCACCUGGAGAAGGUGUUCAGCUUUGUACAUCUGA